Entamoeba nuttalli P19 is the source of this 1191-nucleotide messenger RNA. RefSeq names its product presenilin 1 peptidase, putative. The transcript has 2 exons. NCBI's taxonomy places the organism in Eukaryota, Evosea, Mastigamoebida, Endamoebidae. Gene Ontology annotation, cellular component: membrane; nucleus. The record is from RefSeq and is a predicted model, not a curated record. Gene Ontology annotation, biological process: protein processing. Gene Ontology annotation, molecular function: aspartic endopeptidase activity, intramembrane cleaving. The coding region runs from base 1 to 1191 and encodes 396 amino acids.
AUGAGUGAUACAACACAUUACCACCGUCUUAAAGAAGAAGAUGACGAAAGCUUAAAUAAAGAAAUAGAUACCCUUUCUGAACAAAACGAAAUUCAUGUUAUUUCUGAUGAACAACAACUUUCAAAAAAUAAAGUAGAAAAUAAAGAAAAUAAAAGCGAUGAAGAAGAAGUUGAAAUGAUCACUUUUGCUGAAUACAGUGAAAGUGUUAACGCUGUUAUUACUCCUGUUGCUAUUACUUUAUUAUUAACUGUUAUUAUUGUUAAAUUAUUAGAAAGAAGUAAUGACCUUUAUUCACAAGCAACUUCAUACAUAUUUUCUGAAGGGAUCGAAUCAUCAACAACUAUCCCUAUAUGGCUUAUUGCUAUAAUUGUAUCAGUUAUCUUCAUUAUUAUGAUUGUAAUAGUAACUUUUGUAUUUGUUCUUCUUUUUUAUUAUAGAUGUAUGAAAUUAAUAGUAGGAUGGUUAUUAUUUAGUGUAAUUUUAUUAUUAAUGUUAUUUGGUGGGUCAAUUAUGAAAAGUUUAUUAUCAGUAUUCAAUUGGCCUGUUGACUGGAUUUCAUUUGCUUUUCUUCUUUUUAAUUUUGGUGUGCUUGGAGUUAUCUCAAUUUUUUAUAUUUCUCCAAUGAAAUUAAACCAAUUUUAUAUGAUUAUUAUCAGUGUUUUCAUGGCUUCAUUCUUUACAAAUCUCCCAGAAUGGACUACAUGGACUUUACUUAUUGGAAUGGCAUGUUAUGAUUUAGUUGCUGUACUAUGUCCUAAAGGACCAUUAAGAAUACUUGUUAAUUUGGCUCAAGAACGAAAAGAACCAAUUCCAGCACUUGUUUAUUCCACAGCGGUAUGGAUGGGACUGGCAUCUCCAGAUGAUUCUAAGAAUGAAAUUCUAAAUGUUGAUUCAAACCCAUUCACUCUAUCAUCUACACAUGGAAAAGGAGUAAAGUUAGGACUAGGUGAUUUUGUGUUUUAUAGUGUAUUAGUUGGAAGGUGUGCAAUGUAUGACUUAACAAUUGUAUUUAGUGGAUCAGUGGCAGUAUUAUCUGGACUAUUUGGUACUCUCAUUUUACUAGUUGUUUUUAAUAAAGCUCUUCCUGCUUUACCAAUUUCUAUUUUCUUUGGUACUUUAAUCUAUUGUGUGUCACGAUGGGCAAUAGUUCCAUUAGUCACAACUGCUAAUUUAUAUGGUUAUGUGGCUUAA